Messenger RNA from Pangasianodon hypophthalmus (striped catfish), 1759 nucleotides. RefSeq names its product RNA polymerase III subunit GL b (gene polr3glb). Gene Ontology annotation, biological process: transcription by RNA polymerase III. The transcript is spliced from 8 exons. The record is from RefSeq and is a predicted model, not a curated record. The coding region runs from base 358 to 1005 and encodes 215 amino acids. Gene Ontology annotation, cellular component: RNA polymerase III complex. Lineage: Eukaryota; Metazoa; Chordata; Actinopteri; Siluriformes; Pangasiidae.
GUCCACUUCCUCUCUGCACUUUGUUUACGUUAUUUGGCGCGGAACUUCGUACCAGACUUAGCCGUGCGUUAUUAUCGCGCCUCAGCUGUUCGCGCAGAUUUUAGUUAUAACUAUGUAAUUACCACAAGUUUAUUUGCAUGCAUUAUUAACACCACCCGCUGAAGUGGUGCUGCGGCAUUUCCGUUACAGUAAAGUUAGCAUGCUUAGCUAGCCGGCUAACUCUUUAGAUAGUUUCUUUUGGUUUUUCUGUUUGGUUUUUGUACUUAAAAGACCAACUCGUACAGGUCAGACUCUAGGAAGGUCAGACACUGAAACUAACAAAGCUGCACGUAGACAUUGGCUGAAUAUGAGCUGAGAAUGGCAGGACGAGGGCGCGGCAGAGGACGAGCUCAGCUCAGUUUUCCUGUGGAGGCAGUGGGAAUAGGCAAAGGAGAGAACCUUCCACCUUCCACUGUCCAGCCUACACCACUGUUUCCUCCCUUGGAGCACAAGCCAGUGCCAUUACAGACAGGAGAAGAAGCAGAAUAUAUGCUAGCUCUGAAGCAGGAGUUCAGAGGAGCCAUGAAGACUCUGCCUUUCUACAUACGACCUGCUGCUCCCAAGAAAGAUGUGGAGCGUUACUCUGACAAAUACCAGAAUAUAGAACCAUCUGACAGCACCAUUGAAUGGAGCCCAGACUGGAAGCGCUUGCCGAAGGAGCUGCGUGUUCGGGUGAAAAGGCCUCCGAGUGAGAGAACCUCAGUCAUUUCCAAAAUCACCAAACCACCACAAGUGGACAAAGAGAUCAUCCGCAAGCUGGAGACACUGGAGAAAAAAGAAGAGGAGGUGAGUUCUGAUGAAGAAGAAGGCGAGAAGAAAAAAACAGAGGAUGAAGAAGCAGAGGGGGAGGAGGAGUAUGAUGAGGAAGAGUUUGAAGAGGAGACAGACUAUAUCAUGUCAUACUUUGACAAUGGUGAGGAUUUCGGGGCAGACAGUGAUGACAAUAUGGAUGAGGCUGUUUACUGAUGUCGAACUGCAAAGCCACAAAUGAUAAGCUGAGUCAAUCUGAAUCCUCCCCGCAUUAAGGACUGGCUGGAUGGCUGAUGGUUCCUUUGGGCAGCUGAGUUUGUUAUACAGAAACACAUGGAAUUCCCUUCACCAUGAGGUUGGACAUAAUAUACAUUAGACUGCUUUUAUAAAUGAAGUGCAACCUUAGGGUGGAGUGCAUCAAUCCUGAAACGCUGUAAAAUAUAAUCUUCACUCACUUAGUUGAUUUUUACUUAAAUGUCUGUUUCAUGAAAAUGUAACACAAACCCAUUACCUUGUUUGGAUGAAUUGGUUGAAUUCAACACAUUGUUAAUAUAAGGUAAGAAAACAGUUUAUUCAGCACCAUAGAUUUGACCAAUCAUAUUUCAGACUGAGAUUUCGCAGUGUAUGAAAAUACAUACAGUACAUUACAGAUGUUCUAAAGCGAACUGUAGCCAGGUAGGCUGAUAUCUGUAUAUUUUGUUUCUCAUUAAUAGUGACAUUUUGGACUAGUUUUAGCAUUUGUAUUGUAAUUUUUAAUUGUUACCCAGAAAAAAAAGGAGCACAAUUUGUAUACGUUUUAAAGUUUUAUACAAUGUAGUUAUUUGAAUAUUAAAUGUAGUAUUUUGCUAACAUCUGGGCUGAUUACUGAGUACAAUCAGUAGCUGGUUCCAAUACAACACUUAUUAUAAGUAAGUCUGAGAUAGUGUAAUUGUUUUCUCUUGCUGUAUUAGUAAUAAACACCUGUGUAUCA